UCGCAGCGCGGAGGCGGCAGCAGCAGUGCUGCUCGGAGCCAAUCAGCGCGCCGGUCGGUCUCAAACGGGCCAAUGGGCGCCGCGGGGAGGCGGGGCCAGCGGCCGGGCUGCGCCCUUGGGGGGACGGCGCGGCGAAUGGCGGAGCCGGCGCCAUGUUGGGUUCGACUCCCUCAGACCCGGCCGGGCUGCCCCGGGCGCUGCUGAGGCUCCCCUCGCCCUCGGUACCGCGGGUUACGUGCGGCUCUUCCCUCCCUGAGUCCCUGUUCCAUGCCGCAAGCCGGCUCGGCCGUGUCGCGAUAGCCGCCAUGGCGGUGCGACACGUCCUCAGGGGCCCGCGGCGCUGUGUGAACCCCAGAGCCCUGUCACGACAUCGCCCAGCCCUGUCCCGACACAGCGGGCGCCACAGCGGGGAGCCCGGGCCGCCCCUGCCCUGGCAACGCGGCCUGGGGAGUUUGGGGGCGUUGCGGGGUUUGGGGGUUUGGGGCCAAACCCCUUCAUUUCACAGCAAAACGAGCGGUUUGGGGGCGAACGGGGACCGCGGCACCCCGGGGAGGGACAGCUCGGGACACGCAAUGGCGUCGGUUUCGCUUUGCAGCACCAAAACCGCCCCCCACGUCCGUGACCUUCCCAUUUCCCGGUGUUUUCGGCCCAAUUCCCGCCCCGCGGCCCGGGAAGGCCCCGAGGCCUCGCCCCGCAUCCGCGAGCCCCGGCAUCCCGGGACACCGGCAUCCCGGGACAGCGGCACACCGCGACAGCGCGACACCGCGGGCAGGACCCACCCCCGGCAUCCCCGGAGCCCGGCUGCCAAGUGCCAUGGCCGCGAGCCCCCGCUGACAUCGCCCCCCACGCCUCGCGGUGCCCCCGCUGACAUCGCCCCCCACACUUCGCGGUGCCCCCGCAGCCAUGGGUGACUCGUACGCCGCCGCCUUCCCCAGCGCCCCGGGGCUGCUGUCGCCGUCCGCCAGCCCCCAGGCCUCCCCCGGCCCCUACGGCCCCGACUACGGCCCCUUCGGGCACCCCUUCCCAGCCCCGUCCGGUGCCCAGGAGGUGCUGGGGGCCCCCGUGGUGGUGGCCAAGGGGCACCCCGCGGGCGAGUGCCUGCCGGGGGUGUACCCCUCGCUGGAGAUGCCGCACCCCUACGGCUCCUGGUACAAGGGCGGCAUCGGCGGGGGGCUGCCGGGGGGCUCCGGGCCCGCGGCCCCGUCCUGGUGGGAUGUGCACCCCAACGGGGGCUGGCUGGGGGGGCCGGCGGGCGCCGAGGGGCUGCAGGGCUCGCUGCAGGGCCAGCCCACCCUCAGCCCCCCUCUGCCCACCUACGGCUCCGAUUUCGGCGCUCUGAACCCCCCUCCAUACACCAACGCCCCCGCGGCGCCCCCCACCCCUAAACCCACGCCGGGCGAGACCCCCAAGGGUCCCCGCGGCGGCUCCUUGGGGGGACGCCCGGCGUGCGAUUGUCCCAACUGCCAGGAGCUGGAGCGGCUCGGGGGCCCGGCGGGGUCGCGGCGGAAGCCGGUGCACAGCUGCCACAUCCCGGGCUGCGGCAAGGUGUACGGCAAAGCGUCGCACCUGAAGGCGCACCUGCGCUGGCACACGGGCGAGCGGCCCUUCGUGUGCAACUGGCUCUUCUGCGGGAAGCGCUUCACCCGCUCCGACGAGCUGGAGCGCCACGUCCGGACCCACACGCGAGAGAAGAAGUUCACCUGCCUGCUGUGCAGCAAGCGCUUCACCCGCUCCGACCACCUCAGCAAGCACCAGAAGACCCACGCCGACCCCCCCAAGCCGCCCCCCGGCGCCGAGCAGCCCCCGGCGUCCCCCCGGCCGCCCCCCGCCUCGCCCGGCAAGGACGGCGGCAGUCCCGAGGCCGGGAGUUUGUUGGAGAUUUGAGCCUUUCCGCCUUCAUCUUCCUCUUCCUCCUCCUCUGCGCCGCUGGGGAUAUUUAUUACGGGGUGCUGCUCCCCCCAAGCCCCCUCCCCCUCAGUUCCCCAGCUCCUCGUUAGCCAUUCUAAUUUAUGUCUUAAAUUA
Messenger RNA from Pyrgilauda ruficollis (rufous-necked snowfinch), 2022 nucleotides. RefSeq names its product Sp7 transcription factor (gene SP7). Gene Ontology annotation, molecular function: RNA polymerase II cis-regulatory region sequence-specific DNA binding; DNA-binding transcription factor activity, RNA polymerase II-specific. Lineage: Eukaryota; Metazoa; Chordata; Aves; Passeriformes; Passeridae. The transcript is spliced from 3 exons. Gene Ontology annotation, biological process: regulation of transcription by RNA polymerase II. The record is from RefSeq and is a predicted model, not a curated record. The coding region runs from base 904 to 1884 and encodes 326 amino acids.